Ziziphus jujuba (common jujube) is the source of this 1433-nucleotide messenger RNA. Its product is annotated as chaperone protein dnaJ 50. NCBI's taxonomy places the organism in Eukaryota, Viridiplantae, Streptophyta, Magnoliopsida, Rosales, Rhamnaceae. Bases 109 to 1011 code for a protein of 300 amino acids. Gene Ontology annotation, biological process: protein folding. The transcript is spliced from 10 exons. The record is from RefSeq and is a predicted model, not a curated record. Gene Ontology annotation, cellular component: endoplasmic reticulum membrane.
CAGAUCUGUUGACUUUUCAUACGUCGUCAAACGAAGAGACUCCUUCUGUCAAGAAACUCUUGCACCUAAACGAACGAUACCAUUUGAGAGAGAAAAGAAAAGAAGGCCAUGGCGCCACCGGCAACGAUUCGGUGGUUCGCAGUCGCAUCAGCUCUGGUGUUCUCUCUUCUCAUCUCUCCGUCAACGGCGAUCUAUUGCGACGAAGACGAUUGCUAUGAUCUCCUCGGGGUUUCGCAGAACGCCAAUGCUUCGGAAAUCAAAAAAGCUUACUACAAGCUCUCUUUGAAACAUCACCCCGAUAAAAACCCAGAUCCGGAAUCAAGAAAGCUGUUUGUUAAAAUUGCCAAUGCUUAUGAGAUUUUGAAGGACGAGGCCACUCGGGAGCAGUAUGAUUAUGCAAUUGCACAUCCUGAGGAGGUGUUUUAUAAUACAGCUCGUUAUUAUCGUGCAUAUUAUGGUCACAAGACGGAUCCUCGUGCUGUCCUGGUUGGCCUUCUUCUGGUUCUUUCAGGAUUUCAAUACCUAAACCAGUGGACAAGGUAUAAUCAGGCUAUAGCCAUGGUCAAAAAGACACCUGCUUACAAAAAUAGACUACGGGCAUUGGAACUUGAGCGCAGUGGAGGAACUGUGAAUAAGAAGAAGAGUAACAAGCAGCUGGACAAGAAAAAGGAGGAAGACCUUAGCAAAGAACUUGACCUUCAGAUUAAGGGUGCUGAAAAGCCCUCUAUAUGGGAACUUAUUGGUGUCCGUUUCAUUCUUCUGCCUUACACCAUUGGCAAGCUCUCACUAUGGUAUGGUUGCUGGUUCUGGAGAUACAAGGUCAAAAAAGCUCCAUAUUCUUGGGAGGAUGCCACUUACCUGACACAGAGAUCCCUGAGAGUGCCUCCUGAUGCUUGGGGAAACAUUGAUGAAUUUACAAAGGAAGAUCUUGUUGGUAAACGAUUAUGGGAAAAAUCCAACUUAGAGAGCUAUCUGGCGGAGAUGCGGAAAGAGUCCAAGCGCAGAAGAUAGCAGAUUUUGUUGCCUUGCUGUCUUGAGGUUAUGCCCUCCAAGUAAUUUCCAAUGACAACACAAUUUUUGGUAAAAUUAAAUCAAUAUAUAAACGUACACUCAUUCGAACUGAGUUAGGUGAACUAUGAGGUUGGUUUAUGCAGGGAAAGAGUAGGAUUAUCAUUUUGCAAGCCACUAAAUUAUCAAAUUGUAUUAUUUAACGUCUUAUAGUUGAAGCAUGAAGAUGAGACUUGUGGAGAUGGUUCUUGGGGUGAGAGGUAUAAGUAGUUAUCUUGCUAUAUAACUUACCAAAUAUAUACAUAUAUAUAUAUAUAUAUAUAUAUAUAUAUAUAUAUAUAUAUGCUAUGUUAUAUUUGUAAAAGUACUUAUCCGGACGUGUUAAUUGAUAAUGAUGAGGUAACCUGGUGGAUUUGCUGGUCUAA